Messenger RNA from Girardinichthys multiradiatus, 1654 nucleotides. Its product is annotated as cx9C motif-containing protein 4-like. The record is from RefSeq and is a predicted model, not a curated record. NCBI's taxonomy places the organism in Eukaryota, Metazoa, Chordata, Actinopteri, Cyprinodontiformes, Goodeidae. The transcript is spliced from 3 exons. Gene Ontology annotation, cellular component: mitochondrial intermembrane space. The coding region runs from base 102 to 296 and encodes 64 amino acids.
AUUUUAAAAAGGCGAUAGGCCGUCGAUGCGUCACAUGAUCAAAACAGUGUACCAGGAGGAGGUAGCAUAUUGCGGUUAGCCUCAAUGUUAUCAACAGAGAAAUGCCGCAAAAAGAUCCUUGUCAAAAGCAAGCGUGCGCCAUCCAGACGUGUUUACAAGCUAAUAAGUACAUGGAGAGUCUGUGCGAAGAGGUGAUCCGAGACAUGCGCCGGUGCUGUAAAGCUAAUGUGGGAAACUCCGUCUGCUGCUCCGGUUUUAAGGACUCCAACCCGUCGGAGAACAAGAGCGACACAUGACUUUCACCCGUUCCCCUUCAUGUUGUGGUAGAAAGCUUCAAUAUCAUGAAUGUAGUAGAUCUUUAUCAUUCUGAAGCAUGCUGUAGUUCAGCAGGACCCGGAACUGUCAUUGAGACUGUGUACAUGAGGCUUUAAAGUAUAGUAAACAUUUCAGCAGCCUUUCUCAGAAGACAUUUGAACAUAACAUUUGGAGAGAAAAAAAAAAAAAGCCUUUAAACAUGACACCUUCCUGUCAACAGUCAUGAGAAUAAACUGGAUUUCUGCCAUUUUGUAAACACCUUGUUCGUGAGAUUCGGAGAGGAGCUUGGGCAUGUCAGAAAUAAGGAAGUGAGACAGGCUCGGGAAAAAAAAAAAAAAAACCAGACCCGACUCGUUUUUUCUUGUUCUAUUACUUCUUAAGGUUUUUUGGGUUUUUUCUUUUUUUUUUUUUUUUGACGGAUUGCAAGCAACAAUCUGGUGCAAUACCACCAUCAACUGAUAAGGAGUGUGGACUGCAACGACGCUAAAAAACAAAACCCUAACACCCUCACAUCCUUUCAAAUAAACGAGUCUGUUUAAGAUAAAGCAUCAAUGCUUGAGAACUAUCAGAUAUUGUACUCAGAUAUUUUUUUUAUAAAGAAAUGUUGCCCCAGAGAACUAUGAAGUCAGCCGUCUUCUCCAUGACUGUGUUGGCUGUAAUGUCGUCAUAACAUGACAUUUCUGUGUUAAAACAGCCUUUAUUGCUUUUAGGUAAGUCCGUUUUCUGUGAAGAUGAAUCGGAUUUUCAUUAGCUGUAACCCAUAAUCCUCAAUAUUAACAGAAAUAUAAACAAGCUAUAUCACUCUUCAUGAAAAUAUAUAAGAUUUGAGUUAAUCUUUUUUUAACUGAAUCAGUGAAAGGAUUCCACUUUUUGAGGAGAUAAUUUAUUGAGCAAUCUUAUGUAUUUUUUUUUUUUAGAGAUAAUGUGUUUUAUAUUUUAUUUAUACCUUAAUUUCUGCAGACCUCAAACAAUAUGAAAUUACACAGAAUUCAUGAAUCCAUCCAUCCAUCCAUCCAUCUAUACCUUGUCUUGUCCUUGCAGGGUCAUGGGAGGGGGGUUGGUGCACCAGUGGUCAUUGGGCAAGAGGUGGCGUACCCUCUGGACAGGUCAACAACCAGUCCAUCACAGGGUAACACAGAGACACCAAACAACCAUGCAAGCACACAUUCAAACCUAGUGACAAUUUAUAGAGACCAAUGAACAAUCAUCUUUUUGGACUGUAAGAGGACUCCAUGCAGAAAGAGCUAAGGGAUUUGAACACAGGACAUUCAGAACUUCCCGACUUCACUGUCAGCAUUCUGGAAUGUCUGCUGCAAUAUAAAAAAAAAUGUGCAAGGAA